Tupaia belangeri chinensis (Chinese tree shrew) is the source of this 1865-nucleotide messenger RNA. It is a transcript of the gene IQCM, whose product is annotated as IQ motif containing M. The record is from RefSeq and is a predicted model, not a curated record. Gene Ontology annotation, molecular function: protein binding. The transcript has 14 exons. Bases 216 to 1709 code for a protein of 497 amino acids. NCBI's taxonomy places the organism in Eukaryota, Metazoa, Chordata, Mammalia, Scandentia, Tupaiidae.
GGGGUGGGAGGCCGCGCUUUCUGAGGAGGAGACCCGGCUUAGCUAGGGGUUCCAGUGACAGCAAAAGAACCCAAGAAAAAUGUUGGCUUAUUUCUAGGAUCAUUAAAUGGCAAUGAAGCAGUCAAACUCAUGAAGCUGUCCAAUAAUGUGGAAGUGAUUACAUGGUGGACUUGGAGUUCAUCCUUCAAAAAAGAAGAUCACCCUAACUGCCCACAAUGGCUACUGCAGAGACGAUGACCAAAAAAGUAAAAUGCCCUACGUUAGAAAUUACUAAGCAAGACUUUUUUCAAGAAGCAAAAAGUCUCAUUGCCCAACAUUAUGAGAAAAUGAAUGAGAAUAAAGUUCAAAGUACUUCUAUAAAUGUUUUUAAAAAUAAACACCAAAAACCAAAAUCUGGCAAAUAUAUACCUUUUGGAAUUAAAAAAAAGGAUAUAAUUAAUGUGGUCCAGGAACAUCAGACAGCACUCAAAAAUAUUUAUCCUCCCAAGGAGCUUUCCAAAAGUGAACAUUUUGAAGAGCCCUCACAACGCACUUGUUUCAAAGAGCCCCACCUUUUUAGUAUGAAAGAAAAGUGCAAGCCUAUAGAUAUAAUUAUGAAAGAACAGUUUCAACUGGGCAAAAUAAUGACUAAUAUUGAAUCAGUGAGUAAAAAAAUGGAGAAAGAAAAGCAGCAGCUCCCAGGGAAGUCCAGAAUAUUGGAAUCACUGUAUCCCUUUCCCAUCCAUCCUGGCUUGCCUUUACGACCCGGGACCUCUUCCAUGGGAUAUCUGAAAGAAGCUGACAAAGCACUGUAUGAUUGGAGAGGAGUUGUGUCGACAAGGUCUUCCCGUUUUGCUCGUGACCUCAGUCGGAUUAGUUCCUCUAGAUCGUCAUCAAUAUUUCAGAAUUAUUGCACUAAAACCCUUGUGAAAAAAGAGCAACAACGUGAGAAGCCAGACUCAAAGCCACAGUCCAGGACAAAAUACAUCCUAAGUAAAAAUGCUAAACUUGACGAUAAGGUUAAAAGAAUUGGACCACACAUAGAAAUCUUCCAAGUGUUCCGAGAAAGAAACAAAUUCAUAAUUACCAAAAGAGUGAUUAGAAUGAUCACCAUCUUGCAGGCAUAUGUCAGGGGGUGGCUUGAACGGAAAAGAUUCCAAAGAAUAAUGACCAAGGCUUUGUAUCAUGGACCAAAUUUGAAUGCAGUCAUAGAUAUGUAUCGCAGAGUAAUCCACCGUGUUCGGUACCGGCUUGGUCUUUGGAGAACAAGACAAAUUAUAAAUUUAUCAGAACUAGAGGAAUGGAUGGACAGAAAAAAAUUCUAUGAAACAAUGUUUGCUAAGAGAGAAGACUGGCAAGAAUUAGAAAGAAGUGAGCUCUUGAAGUACUUCAAUGAGUGUGGUCAUUUCCCAACCCAGGCACAAAUUGAUGAUGCUUGGAACCUGGUCCACAAAGAUAAGCAAGAAAAAUAUUCUGAACAAAUCAAAAAGUUCAGUGCAAUUGAAAUGUUAUUUACACUCUAUCCUCCUCAAGGUGCCCAGGUGCGUAAUUCACGACUCAGGUCAACUUGGCUGAGACCCAUAGUAAAUGGGGAAGAAGGAUAUAAAUAUAUAGUGAAUGGACAUCCAAUCCUCAAAAGAGCUAACAUCCGUGUUGUUGGAAGGUUGGUGAGCAAAUCCAUAAGAGAAAGGAAAAUGAGACAGUAUUAUAACUCAGAAGAAAUGGAAUGAUCUUUUCAGCACAAUCUUGUUACCUUCAGCAGCUGAAUCUGUCUACCUAAGAGAGAAAUUAACAUUAGCCCUGGAUUUGUUCUGUGUCAACAGGAGAACACACAUCUCUGUAUAUAUGAAGAAGGACUUUGACAAGUCUACAAUUUCUGAACAUCU